Messenger RNA from Penicillium riverlandense, 645 nucleotides. Its product is annotated as SRPBCC domain-containing protein. Lineage: Eukaryota; Fungi; Ascomycota; Eurotiomycetes; Eurotiales; Aspergillaceae. The coding region runs from base 1 to 645 and encodes 214 amino acids. The transcript has a single exon. The record is from RefSeq and is a predicted model, not a curated record.
AUGACAACCGUCACAGACCCAAACAACGCUGACCGUGAUACUCCUAACAUUCUCGCAUCCAGCGCAACGCUUCAGAUUGGCACCUCGAUCUUCAUUGCGGCGCCCUCAUCCAAAGUCUGGACGGCCCUAACCGACACCUCAACCUGGCCAUCAUGGAACUCGUUCGUCCCGCGCGUUACGAUCCGCUCGCAGCCCGACACUCCCUCCGACAAUGAGCACAAUGAUACCUCCACACUCUCACCGGUCCUCCAACUCGGAACCAGGCUAACCCUCCAUGUCUGCAUGGAUCCGACCUCCUCCCAACCCCAAGCAGUAACAGACGCCCACCACGUCAUCACGGAGUACGUCCCUCCGGACGCGGCCAAGGGAACUACGGGCCAUUUUUGCUGGGCGUCGGACUUUGACGUACCGGGCACGAUGGGUCCGUCAUUGUUGAAGGCGGAGCGAGUGCAUGAGAUUAAGGACGUAGAGAUCACAGAGGGAGAGAAUGUGCUGCGCGGGACGGAGGUUAGGAACUGGACGUGCCAGGUUGGGUGGCUUGUUUAUGUGGUCAAGUGGAUGUAUGGCGAGCAGCUACGUCGGAAUUUCGAACUUUGGGUUCAGGAUCUGAAGAAUUAUGUGGAGGGGUUGGAUUCGGAGACUUAG